AUGUCGUUCCUCUCCGGCCUUUGCGGCUGCAUCUCUCGCGACCAUGCUUCCCCGCACUCAUCAUCUCAACCUGAGAUGCAAAGCACCAGACAACACCAGAGAAAUACCAACAACGGUGUUCAAACUGGUCGCUUCACCCUCUCCGGCGAGGGCGUGUUCAUCCGCGCUGAAGGUGCCAGCGAGCAGGAUUGGCACGGACCCCCGCCGGCUGACUCCGACGGAGGCUAUGCCAGCGUGGUCCCUCUUCCACAGUACACGCCACGACCGAUGAGCAUUCAAGAGAAGACUCUCGAAGGGAACAUGCGUGAUCCUCCGAUCUCCUCGGACUCCAAUCCAUAUCCCGCAGACGAGAAGAACCGCAACCUCUACGAUGAGGAUGUGAGCUCUGAUGGCGCUUCUACUUUCUCUUAUCCCAGUAGCUAUGGUAAUACAUCGACUGCGACCAGGGAGACUCCGCCGCCGCCUUACUCACCUCGUCACUCAGCUAUGCUAUCGCGGUCCAGAUCUUUCUCUAUCUCAUCGGCUAUGGCCGUGACCAUCAAUCCUCCGCCUAUGGCAAGGGUGCAUGGUGGCCAUGGCGGCCGAACGACUGCACCUUCUUCUGAAGCGGACGAUGUUUCUAUCCGUCGUCAUCGGAGGGUCUCGUGGGAGAGCCGAUAA
Penicillium pulvis is the source of this 660-nucleotide messenger RNA. RefSeq lists its product as uncharacterized. The coding region runs from base 1 to 660 and encodes 219 amino acids. The record is from RefSeq and is a predicted model, not a curated record. The transcript has a single exon. Lineage: Eukaryota; Fungi; Ascomycota; Eurotiomycetes; Eurotiales; Aspergillaceae.